Fimicolochytrium jonesii is the source of this 1378-nucleotide messenger RNA. RefSeq lists its product as uncharacterized. The coding region runs from base 27 to 1220 and encodes 397 amino acids. Gene Ontology annotation, biological process: RNA processing. Lineage: Eukaryota; Fungi; Chytridiomycota; Chytridiomycetes; Spizellomycetales; Powellomycetaceae. The transcript has 3 exons. The record is from RefSeq and is a predicted model, not a curated record. Gene Ontology annotation, molecular function: mRNA binding. Gene Ontology annotation, cellular component: nucleus.
AGACUUUCCACACUACGACGUCCAACAUGAGCGUUAUGGAAGUCGACAGCCAGCCGGCCCAGCAACGCUCUGCGCCAGUAAGCAGCUCCUUGACCAACCGGAAAGCCAUUCUCGAAUUGCUGUUGGUAUACUUUAGCGACUCGGAAAUCAAGGGGACGGUUGCCAAUAUUCCGCAGGGUGCAUUCUCAGCAGAAGACUGGGUUGUAGGAUGGAUCCCAAUAACGACACUCUGUUCUUUCAAACGCCUGCAGAGCUUGACAAAGGACCCCCUAGAGGUUGCGUCAGUGGCACACGAAUUGGCUCAGGGAAUACUGGAAGUUAGCACCGAUGGGUCAAAGCUGCGUCGAUUACGUCCCUUCACGGCGCAGGACGUCGCCAACCUUUCCGCCUUAGCCGCUCUGUCCCAGAAUGUCGUUGAAGUGACCGGGUUUGCUCGAUUGACGCCGGCGUCGGAGGUCUCCGCUUACUUUUCUCGCUUCGGACCGGUUGCCAAUGUAAUGACGGUCCCAGGUCAGGCGGAGCCAGUCUUCCAUGUGGAGUUUCAGCAGGCAAAGGAUAUGGUGGAAGCACUUGCUCGCCAGCACUCGUACGAGGACGCAACGCUUCAUGUUGUCGGAAGAACGAAGAAGACCAUUGCGGGGGCGGAAGAGUCUCAGAAGAAGGGACCGAGCAACAAGAAAGCGUCGGUUUUGGAAUCACACGCUGGCGGAGACGUACCUCGUCGCGAUAGAGUGCUGAGGUUUCAGCUCGCUGAUGGAGUAACCGCUACCGGGGCUGAGGUCAAGAACGCUAUGAGUAAAUUUGCCACUGUGCAUUCUGUCGAACUGGAUAAGGAAGCUACGUCGGGAUACAUCCGUCUGAAAAAGUCUGUGGCCGUUCAACUUCUACCCAUUAUCGCACGUCAAGGUGGUGCCCUUGUGCAUGGAGAACCUUUGAAGCUGGGACUCCUCGGAGAUGAUGAAGAGCGUCUUUACUGGGAAGUGUCUAAGCAAAAAGAGAAGAUCGCGACCGCAGAGAAAAAGGCAGCACCACCAUCCGUGCCAGUAACCACGGAAUCGAAACGAAAAGCUGGUCGACAGCAGCGACGGUCUGACCGGGGACCGUACAGCAAGGGACGGAAAGGCAAUGCAAGGAAUACUCCCAAAGAGAAGGUCAAAAUCAACGAGCUGGAAACCCUCUUCUCGAGCUGGGCUGUUACGCCGGAAACAAAAGCAGAAUAGGAUACGUAGCAUCAUUUGCAGUUUUGAAAGUAGCGCUGGUAGCUUCUCAGUCUGUGCCUCAUCAAGCGGUGUACUGUAUGUAGUGUAGUUAUUUAAGUAUUUAAUGCCAGAGGUGCUUGUGCGAUGGGAACGUGGAAGCGUUCCUCAAAGGUGACUCG